Molecule: messenger RNA, 4957 nt
Organism: Bursaphelenchus okinawaensis
Lineage: Eukaryota; Metazoa; Nematoda; Chromadorea; Rhabditida; Aphelenchoididae
Source: the annotation of a GenBank genome assembly
AUGUUGUUGACGGUAAAGUUGAGUUUACUAUUGGCUGGCUUGUAUAUUGUUCAUGGCAUUGAAACGGUAAGUUAUUAUGAAUCUAGGGUAGAGGAUGUUAGUGUGAUUUUAGUUUUAUACCACAAAAAAUGUUAUAGAAUACUCACCCACCAGGACCAAAUCAUUACGAAGAUGAUAAUCCAAAUGAGCCUCAAGGCAGAUUCGGCCGAAAUAACGAGUUUGGUGGUAUGCCAGGGUCAAAGCCACCUUGUAAGCCUAAAAUGCAGUCAGAUGGUAGUAGUUGGUCUACGAGUUGGAGUAGUGACGGUGAGGUCGAUACUCAUAUUAUGUAAAAUAUGAUAGUUGAACUCUUAUUAAUUUGUUCACAUAAUUCUCUGUGCCUUAAGAAGUAAAAAGCAAAUUUUUGGGGUUAGAGGCACAGAAUUAUUUGAACAACCUAAUAGUUUAUCUUUACAACCAUUUUUUAAAUUAUUUAAGAUUGUGACCAGCCUGAAGGUCCAACACCUCCCUCAACACCUAUAUCAACACCUCCCUCGACACCUCCUACGUCUUUCUCAGCUCCUCUUUCUACACCACCUUCUACAACCUUGACUGCUUCUGAAAAUGACCAUCCACAACAUCAUCACCACCAUCAUCAUGAUCAUCAUCAUCACUUUGAUGAAAACCAAAACAAUGAUAAUGUAUGGCGUGGUUAUGGUUAUCGCCACAAUUUUGAGCCAAUGCCACAGUAUAUGUCACGUCGAGUUCCUAGUCUUAUGCCUCAACCAAUACCAGAUGCUACACCAUUCAUGAGGCCAUUAUCUAGGCCAUACCACAAGCCUAUGUUAGAGCCUCUCCCUGAGCCCAGAGGUGAACCAGUUUUAGAGCCGCUCCCUGAGCCCAGAGGUGAACCAGUACCUGAACCCAUGCCAGAACCAGAGCCCAAGCACCGGUUUGAUCUGGGUAAAAUACGAAGGGAACAAAUUGAGCCUUUGUGGGGUCAGUUAUCAGUAGCUUCGAGAAACUUCUUGGCUCCAGAUUCUGUGAAUGGAGCAAUUCCUGCUCAUUGCAUCAAAAGAAUAGUACGAUACUGUUCGAGGAAUCCAGAGAGCCUCAGAUGCCGGUUAGUUUAAGCUUUGAAUAGUUGUCGUAUAACUUGUCUUUUGCAGGCUGCAGGGUUCGAAAUUUUGUUGUUUGGAGAAAAAUGUAGAAACUUUCUUUACAAGAUAAAAAAUGGCAAGAACUGUCUUUACAAAACAUAAAAUGGCAAUAACUUUCUUUACAAAGCAUAAAAUGGCAAGAACUUUCUUUACAAAACACAGAAUGGCAAGAACUUUCUUUACAAAACACAGAAUGGCAAGAACUUUUUUUACAAAACAUAAAAUGGCAAGAACUUUCUUUACAAAACAUCAAAUGGCAAGAAUUUUCUUUACAAAACGUAAAACGGAAAGAACUUUACUUUACUUUAUAGAAACCACCCAGAAUGGAUAUCAGAAGACAUUGUUCCAUCCCCACCAUCUCAUGGUGACGUAUGUAUUGAAGACGAAGAUGAAGUGUUUUCUCUCUACAACUUUACAGCAGCUGUUCCACCUAAAUUUCCACCUAAAUUUCCACCAAAGAACGUCUUAGCCAACGUUCCAGAAGACUUACGUACUGAAGUCAAUGACAAUCCAGUGUAUCAUCUAUCUUCAUCUGAACGGUCAAGUAUGUCUUCAUCAUGUUCAUACGGUAAUUGUUUAAAGCAACCAAAGAGUGCACUGUUUGAUCGUGCUGACAUUGCUGAACAUCAUGCUACCGUGACUCGGUUCUUGACUGAUGGGGCUGGGAAACAGAUUGAUAAGGAUGUGGAGACUCAGUUCUUGAGGACUUAUCAGUUGAAGAAGGCCAUAUUGGCCAAGUUGGGGUUGGAAGGGAAGGUUGAAGCGGCCAAUGACGGUAUCUUCCAAGGUGACAUACUAUUGAGUAUUGAUCAGGCUGACAUUUUGAUCAAUGCUGUUCAGAAUGGAGUUGAUGUGGCUUCUUAUUUGCCUUCUGGUCAGGGCUCUGGCUAUACUAAGCCUGUGGGGUAUCAAGGAGGUACAGCUUCUAAGCCGCAAGGAUACCAAAGCUCUACCUACUCCAAACCACAACGUUCAACUACUCAUACAUAUCAAAAAACAAUGGCAGAAGAUGAUCAAGAAGACAGAAGACCUCCAAUGGUGGAAGAAAUGUCAUCGCUUAAUCAUCCCUACGCUCAUCAAUCAACAGGCUAUGGUUAUCAUCGUGUCAAACGAGGUGAUACAGCCUUUACAGAUACCGGUCGAUUAUUGCUAAAAGGCAAAUACAGUACAUUAAGCCGCAGGUUUUCCGUUGGUAAAAGUAAUGGCGAUCUUGUAGCUCCUCGUUACAGUAGAUCUACUGGUAACACUAGACCUAGUCUUAGUCCAGCUACAGAAAAUAGAUCAGAAGCUACAGAAGCUCAUCGUGACGAAGAAGAUAAGAUGAGAGUCAAAAGAACGGCCAAUAGCACAUUAGAUGUUCAUCGUGCCAAACGUUCUGGAAUUUUCUUUGAAGAACAGUUUAUACGCCAAUGGUCCAGCACUUAUAUACCGUAUUAUGUUGAUCCUCAGAUGACGCCGGAACAAGAAGCUGUGGUUGAUAGUGCUGUCAACGCGAUUCAAGAAGCUACAUGUUUGAACUUUGUGAAACAGACACAGAAACCAAGUGGAAAUUUCAUUUUUUACUCCGUUUAUGCUUCUCCGGCUUUGUAAGUUUUAUAACACUUUUAGUUUAUGAAAGGCUUAGGCUUAAUCUUAGUCUUAGUAGCUUUAAGCUAAGUAGGCUUAGACUUAUUAAACUUAUGAUUAAUAACCUCAGGCUUAAGAAGCCUAGUUUUUUUAAAGUUAAAACAGAUAAGGUCUGAUCUCUCGUGGUAAUAUAGAGUAAGAUCCCAGCACUCGCAGUCAUUUGUUGGGUCGUUUUACAUCCAGGCAAUUAUUAUGUAAAUGGUUAAUAUUACAUAAGAAAAAGUUGCGACAUCAGGUUUCUUGCAAUUUCUCUAAGGCUACCUUUUGAUGUCAUUAUAUUAUGCAAAACCGCAAAGUAUUUUUUCGUUUAUGUAUUUUUUGAACACCUACAGAUCUUUCAGUGACUAUAACAUAGGUUAAAUAGGUUCUAAAAAUGUUACAAGAAAUCCUCCUCCCCCCUCCAGAAAAAAAAUUUCGAAAAAAGUUGAACGUGGCCCCCUUCCCCCUGUGGAUUUUUUCGACCCGUGCCCUUAGACCAAAAGUCCCCGCCAGCCCCUGGUUACAAUGUUUAAUCUUCUUUGUAUACUAAUCAUAAAUUUUAUGUUAAGAUUUCAGUUUAGGCCUUGAAGUUGAAGCUUAGAAUUAGCAAGUUUAGUCGUGGUAACUUAGGCUUAAUAACUAAGGCUUAGUACGCACAGGCUUAGUAGGCUCAAGCUUAGUAAUCUUCUACUUAGGAUGCGUUGGUACUUUAGUGUUGUAAGCUUAUGGUUAGUAGGUUGAGCUUAUGGUUAGUAGGAUCAAAGUUUGUACACUUAGGGUUAGUAAGCUUGAGCUUAAGUUUAAUAGUCUUAGACUUAGUGUGCUCAUUCUUCAAGGCUUAGACUUACUUUGAGUACGCUAUACGUAUAUAUAUGUUAUGAAUUUAUGAUUCUUUUCAGCUGUGGCAUCAGCAACAUUGGAAUGCAAAAAAGUGGAAAUAACGUUGUUUAUCUGUCAUUUUUAUGUCAAAAUGUAAGUUUUUAGGUACUAAAUAGUACAUUUCUUAUACGAAACAUUAUAAUUUUUCAAAAUUCAAAUUCUUAGCGAAAGAAAUCUUUUGUAAUAUAAAAAAUACAUGUUAAACUCAAAUUUUAUAGCAAGACAGCAAAGGAAUAGCGAUUCACGAAACUCUUCAUUCAAUUGGUGUUGCUCAUGAACACGUUCGUACUGACAGAGACGAUCAUAUCCGAAUAAAUUGGGAGAAUAUCGACCCAAACAACUAUGCCUUCUUUGCUUUGAACGAUGCUAAGAUGUUUACCAGGUCAGUAACUGUUAUUUUUAUAAGUUACUUAGGCAGUAUUUGGUAAAAGUACCGUAUUUUACAAACUACAGCGGUUUUACACAGUAAAUUUUUAUUUUUUCAGCUACGGUGUCCCAUAUGCAUAUGAUUCGAUAAUGCAUUACAAGAACAAUGUGGCAGCGAAAGCUACAGCUUCUGGGCCAAGUAUGUCGGCUACAAAUGGCAAUGGCUAUGAGAUGGGUCAACGGACUCAUUUGAGUCAAAAUGACAUCAUGCUGAUUAACAAAAUGUAUUGUAAAGCUGAGUGUAAGUACUUUUUUACUUUAUAUUAGCAUUGGACUUAGCUCUAGCCCAGAGACCUAGCCCAGAGCCCUAGCCUAGAGCCCUACCCAGAGCCCUAGCCCAGAGCGUUAACCCAGAGCCCUAGCCCAGAGCCCUAGUCCAGAAUCUUAACCCAGAGCCCUAGCCCUAAAUGUUCAUAGUCUUUGCCCUAGGUAGAAUUGCGACCGAGACGAGCAUACUUUUCAGGCCCGGUUUGAUCUGAGCUUUGCUCAGACCCAGCCCGACCUAAGUUUUGGUUAAGACCGGGCCGGCUCGGUCCCCAUGGAUAGCUCUAACCCAUAUUUUUCAAAAAAUGCUUGUUUAUAACAUUUCUUGCCUUGUGCAAAAAAUCCAAUAAAUGUUGUGGCACUUUGCAAAAAAAAACCAAUAUUUUUUGUGACAUUUCGUUACAUUUUGCAAAAAGUCAAAAAUUUAAUCGGAAAUCAUAAAAAAAUUGUAUUUUACUUAGUUUAAUUUUUUUUAAAUUUUAAUUUUUUAAAAAAUAAUAAUUUUAAUCUUAAAAUAAUAAAAUUUUGGGUUUUUAGACUGUACGGACCGCUUGGUUUACUGUGGUGUUUGGGCGAACAGAGGAAAGUGCCAGACCUCGACGUGGAUGCAACAAAAUUGCCGAAAAUCUUGUGAUCUUUGCUAA